AUGAGCACCACGUUUCUGCAGACCUCUUCCUCCACCUUUGGGGGUGGCUCUACCCGGGGGGGUUCCCUCUGGGCUGGGGGAGGUGGCUUUGGUGGGGGGAGUCUCUACGGGGGUGGUGGAAGCCGCAGUAUUUCAGCUUCUUCUGCUAGAUUUGUUUCCUCGGGGUCAGGAGGGGGCUAUGGGGGUGGCAUGAGCUGUGGCUUCGGUGGGGGGGCUGGUAGUGGUUUUGGGGGUGGCUUCGGUGGAGGGUCUGGUAGUGGUUUUGGCGGAGGCUUCGGAGGUGGCCUUGGAGGUGGCUUUGGUGGGGGUUAUGGCGGCGGCUUUGGUGACUACGGUGGUGGCGAUGGUGGCCUCCUCUCUGGCAAUGAGAAGAUCACCAUGCAGAACCUCAACGACCGCCUGGCCUCCUACCUGGACAAGGUGCACGCCCUGGAGGAGGCCAACGGCGACCUGGAGGUGAAGAUCCGUGACUGGUACCAGAAGCAGAGCCCCAGCAGCCCGGAGCGGGACUACAGCCCCUACUUCAAGACCAUUGAGGAACUCCGGGACAAGAUCCUGGCAGCCACCAUUGACAACUCCCGCGUCAUCCUGGAGAUCGACAACGCCAGGCUGGCAGCGGAUGACUUCAGACUCAAAUAUGAGAAUGAGCUGACCCUGCGCCAGGGCGUGGAGGCCGACAUCAAUGGCCUGCGCCGGGUGCUGGACGAGCUGACCCUGGCCAAGGCCGACCUGGAGAUGCAGAUCGAGGGCCUGAAUGAGGAGCUGGCCUACCUGAAGAAGAACCAUGAGGAGGAGAUGAAGGAGUUCAGCAGCCAGCUGGCAGGUCAGGUCAACGUGGAGAUGGACGCAGCACCUGGCGUGGACCUGACCCGCGUGCUGGCCGAGAUGAGGGAGCAGUAUGAGGCCAUGGCAGAGAAAAACCGGCGGGACGCCGAGGCCUGGUUCUUCAGCAAGACAGAGGAGCUGAACAAGGAGGUGGCCUCCAACACAGAGAUGAUCCAGACCAGCAAGACGGAGAUCACAGACCUGAGGCGCACAAUGCAGGGGCUGGAGAUUGAGCUGCAGUCCCAGCUCAGCAUGAAAGCUGGGCUGGAGAGUUCGCUGGCAGAGACGGAGUGCCGCUAUGCCACGCAGCUGCAGCAGAUCCAGGGGCUCAUUAGCAGCCUGGAGGCCCAGCUGAGUGAGCUCCGCAGCGAGAUGGAGUGCCAGAACCAGGAGUAUAAGACGCUGCUGGACAUCAAGACGCGGCUGGAGCAGGAGAUCGCCACCUACCGCAGCCUGCUGGAGGGCCAGGAUGCCAGGAUGGCUGGCAUUGGCACCAGAGAAGCCUCCCUGGGAGGUGGUGGUGGCAAAGUUCGCAUCAACGUUGAGGAGACAGUGGACGGGAAAGUGGUUUCUUCUCGCAAGAGAGAAGUCUGAAUGCCGGGUGCAAGAGAGAUGUCCCUUAUCAUCCCACACUCCCCAGGCUGAGUGGAGGACUGGCCAGAGGGGCCAGAAGAGCAAACCCCAGUCCCUGCUUUCAGAGGGUCCACUUCUCCUUGUUGGGUGCUUGGCAUGCUCCCCCCUCCAACUUUCCCCAUCUGCUUUAGAGCAAGGAUGGCCAAGAAGCAGCUGUCUUGUGUAACAAGCUCAUUUGUACCAUGUCUGUCUAUGCAAUAAAGAAUUGCUUGGCCUUUUGCAAAUA
Molecule: messenger RNA, 1684 nt
Organism: Canis lupus familiaris (dog)
Lineage: Eukaryota; Metazoa; Chordata; Mammalia; Carnivora; Canidae
Gene: KRT15
Product: keratin 15
Molecular function (GO): structural molecule activity
Source: RefSeq, marked validated